Molecule: messenger RNA, 7383 nt
Organism: Polistes dominula (European paper wasp)
Lineage: Eukaryota; Metazoa; Arthropoda; Insecta; Hymenoptera; Vespidae
Product: inositol hexakisphosphate and diphosphoinositol-pentakisphosphate kinase
Biological process (GO): inositol metabolic process; inositol phosphate biosynthetic process
Cellular component (GO): cytosol
Molecular function (GO): 5-diphosphoinositol pentakisphosphate 1-kinase activity; inositol hexakisphosphate kinase activity
Source: RefSeq, a predicted model, not a curated record
AUAUUUUAUGUAGGCGAUAUCAAUUCUGUGCAAUCCAAUCUUAUCGGUCCUGUUUCAUCUUCUAUUUAUCGAUCAUCAAAAAGAGCAAUAACACAUGUGAUCAACCUGUAAAUUUCUUAUGUAAUUAAGUGGAAAAGAAUAAUCAAUAUAAAAAAUAGAAUGAAUAAUAAUAAUCCACGAUAUGAUGAAACUAGCCUCGAUCAAAAUACUGGUGACGAACCCAGCUUUUUGACCUGUCUAAAGGCGUACUGGGCCGAACUGUCGGAAGGAAACGAUGAUGCAUGCAUGGGAGGCACUGAACUCGAAGGAGAAGGGAAGCAAGUUUUGGUUGGCAUAUGUGCGAUGGCCAAAAAAUCUCAGAGUAAACCGAUGAAAGAAAUUUUAACGCGACUUGAAGAAUUUGAAUAUAUCAAAAUUAUUGUAUUUCCAGAAGAAGUUAUUUUAAAGGAAUCUGUAGAAGAUUGGCCUAUAGUCGAUUGUUUAAUAAGUUUUCAUAGUAAAGGUUUUCCUCUUGAUAAAGCUAUUAAUUAUGCUGAUCUUAGAAAUCCUUUUAUAAUUAAUAAUCUUCCAAUGCAAUAUGAUAUUCAAGAUCGUAGAAGAGUUUAUGCUAUUUUAGAAAGUGAAGGUAUAGAAAUUCCACGGUAUGCUGUAUUAGAUAGAGAUUCGGCUGAUCCAAAACAACCCAUUCCAGAUCACGAAUUAGUUGAAUCCGAGGAUCAUGUUGAAGUUAAUGGUGUUAUUUUUAACAAACCAUUUGUGGAGAAGCCGGUAUCUGCCGAAGAUCAUAAUAUAUAUAUUUAUUAUCCAACAUCUGCUGGCGGAGGAAGUCAAAGAUUAUUUAGAAAAAUAGGUAGCCGUAGUAGCGUGUAUUCUCCAGAAUCUCGAGUUCGAAAAACUGGCUCUUAUAUUUAUGAAGAUUUUAUGCCCACUGACGGUACAGAUGUAAAAGUAUAUACUGUAGGGCCUGAUUAUGCACACGCAGAAGCUAGAAAAAGUCCAGCUUUAGAUGGUAAAGUUGAAAGAGAUUCGGAAGGCAAAGAAAUUCGUUAUCCUGUUAUAUUGAGCAAUGCUGAAAAAUUAAUAAGUAGGAAAGUUUGCUUGGCCUUUAAACAAACAGUUUGUGGUUUUGACUUGUUGAGAGCAAAUGGUCAAUCAUUUGUUUGCGAUGUUAAUGGGUUUAGUUUUGUGAAAAAUUCUAAUAAAUAUUAUGAUGAUUGUGCAAAAAUCUUGGGAAAUAUGAUAUUAAGAGAAUUAGCACCAACUUUACAUAUUCCAUGGAGUGUACCAUUUCAGUUAGAUGAUCCACCCAUAGUACCAACUACAUUUGGCAAAAUGAUGGAAUUGCGUUGCGUUGUGGCAGUUAUUAGGCAUGGCGAUAGAACACCAAAACAGAAAAUGAAAGUUGAAGUUCGUCAUCCCAAGUUUUUCGAAAUAUUUGCAAAAUACGAUGGUUAUAAACAUGGUCACGUUAAAUUGAAACGUCCAAAGCAAUUACAAGAAAUAUUGGAUACCGCGCGUAGUUUAUUAGCAGAAAUACAGCAUCGUGCAGCAGGUCCUGAAUUAGAAGAGAAGCAAGGAAAAUUAGAACAAUUGAAAAGCGUAUUAGAAAUGUACGGUCAUUUUUCUGGAAUAAAUCGUAAAGUACAAAUGAAGUAUCAACCACGCGGGAGACCUAGGGGAAGUUCUUCCGACGAUGGUAACAAUCACAAUCGACUGGGAGAACCAUCCCUUGUUUUAAUACUCAAAUGGGGUGGUGAAUUAACACCAGCUGGACGUAUUCAAGCAGAAGAACUGGGAAGAAUAUUUCGCUGCAUGUACCCUGGUGGUCAAGGUAGACACCUUAGUGAGGAAGACUCAGAGAUGUUACCAAAUCACGGUGAAUAUGCUGGAGCUCAAGGACUUGGUUUACUUCGUCUUCAUUCAACAUUCCGUCACGACCUAAAAAUAUAUGCCAGCGACGAAGGAAGAGUUCAGAUGACUGCAGCUGCUUUUGCUAAAGGAUUACUUGCUUUGGAGGGCGAACUUACACCAAUUUUGGUCCAAAUGGUUAAAAGUGCAAACACAAAUGGAUUGCUUGAUAACGAUUGUGAUAGUAGCAAAUAUCAAAAUAUGGUUAAAACUCGUUUACACGAAUUAUUGCAACAAGACAGAGAAUUUACGCGCGAAGAUCGUGAACAAAUCAAUCCAGGAAAUGCAUUAAGUAUCAAUGCAGCUUUGGAUUUUGUUAAAAAUCCUGUUAAAUGUUGUCAGCACGUCCAUGCACUGAUUCAGAAACUUAUGGAUAUUGUUCGCAUAAAGAAGGAUGAUCCAAAAACAAAAGAUGCAAUACUUUAUCAUGGAGAAACUUGGGAAUUAAUGGGACGUCGUUGGGGAAAAAUAGAAAAAGAUUUCUGUACGAAAAAUAAAAGAUUUGAUAUAUCCAAAAUUCCAGAUAUUUAUGAUUGUAUAAAAUAUGACUUACAGCAUAACAAUCAUACCUUACAAUUUGAUCAUGCCGAGGAAUUGUAUAUUUAUGCGAAAUAUCUUGCUGAUAUUGUAAUACCUCAGGAAUAUGGUUUAACUGUACAAGAAAAGCUUACAAUAGGUCAAGGUAUUUGUACGCCCCUUUUAAAAAAAAUAAGAGCCGAUUUACAAAGAAAUAUUGAAGAGACUGGAGAAGAAACGGUUAACAGACUAAAUCCAAGAUAUUCUCAUGGUGUUUCAAGUCCUGGUCGACACGUACGUACGAGACUAUAUUUUACAAGCGAAAGUCACGUACAUUCUUUGCUUACCGUCUUGCGUUAUGGUGGCUUGCUUGAUGUAGUAAAAGAUGAACAAUGGAGAAGAGCCAUGGAGUAUGUCAGUAUGGUUUCAGAAUUAAAUUAUAUGUCACAAAUAGUAGUUAUGCUAUACGAAGAUCCAACAAAAGAUCCUAGUUCGGAGGAACGAUUUCACGUUGAACUACAUUUUAGUCCUGGCGUUAACUGUUGCGUACAAAAAAAUUUACCACCCGGACCAGGAUUUAGACCACAUUCCCGAAACGAGAGUAGCCAUAACAUGGGAGAAAAUGGUGGCUCUGGGCAGGAUAGUGUUUCACAAUGCAGCACGCGCAUUGAAGAGGAAGAUACUGAAUUAAGCAUACUAGAGGAUGAAAUAAUAAAUCCAACAGUACAAACUGAAACAUCUCCACCUUCGGGACAGGAUAUUGUUGAUGGACAAUUAGAUAGUCCUACAACUAGUAGAGGUAUCGAUAUGAUGGAUUUGGAUCCUAAUAUGAUGGAUGAACCAUAUGAUAGCGGAUUUUUACAAAGUUCCGCACCUAUUCCGAUUAGGCAUGUAAUGUGUGCCAAUGCAAGAACAGUUGCCGGCCAUGAAGCCGCAAGACUAGGUAGCCAAUUGGCAGCUAGUCAAAGACAAAGACGUGAGAGAGAAGCAAAUGCUAUGGUGGAACCACGUGCUCGUAGCUAUGAUCAUCAACACCAAGAAAAGGCUGAAAAGGCUGCGGACAAGCUGCAGUAUCAGAGCUUGGACGCGGUCAACAAAGAAGAACAUUCAAAUCACUCUAAAAAUACUUUGAAUGUGCCUGUGUACCUGGGACAGCCUAUAGCUUUACCGCACUCAAUUAGUUCACCAGAAUUACCUAUUCCUUUGGUUAAAACUUCCAUACCAAUAUCGACACCUUUGAUAACUGUGCACGAUAUUCCUUUAGCUUCACCGACUAAUUAUAAUCCUAAAACGAUCACAAGUGCACCAUCUCCAACAAAAGAAUUAUUAUUAUCAGACUUUGAUAGAUGCGAUACGUCUCCUAUGACUCAGGAACAAUGUAAUAAGAAGGAAACAUAUGGAGGUUUCUAUUCAGAUCUAAUUCUACCUAAUAUUAAAGUGGACGGUGAGUCUAACGAUUUUGAUCCUAUGUCAGAAUCUCUGUCAAUGGUUAAUUCUUCUUCUUUAUCAUUGUCUUCUCAUAAUAAUUUGUGCUCCAUAGGAAAAACAAUUUCGACUGUUAAUUUUACAACAAAUUCAGUUGACGAUACUAACAUUAUUAAACGAUCACGAUCUUUAUCGCCUUGUCCUACGAAAUGUCUUUGCUAUAAUUGUAACGUUUCCGAAUUGAUUUUACAAAGUCGUGAUCUUCCGCCAUUGGAACGUUCCAAUUUUCGGACAUAUUUUGUACGAUCACUUUCGCACAAAUUCUUUAAUUGUUCCUGUUACACGUUGGCUAAUAUAUGGCAAAAUUUAUCACCUAAUGUUUCACAAUGUUCUUCUUGUUACGACACCGUCUCGUCUACCGAUAGUCUCGUACAAAGUUCUAGCCAAUUUUUAAAUCCUUCUUGUUCUUUAGUCCAUUUACCAUCUCAGCCUAAUAAUAAAAUAUAUAAAAAGCAUUACUUAAUGCCCGUAUCACCAGAAAAACGUACGUUUGGUUUUCAAUCCCCUACUGGAUCACCAUUCAAGUGUAAUUGCGUAUUUUCACAAAGAAACUAUCUGAGAAGAGAUAGCCAUGGUAUCAUGGAUUUAUCUAUUUUCAAUGAUAUGAAAAGAACAUCAGAGGAAUCUAUGACUCAUAUAUUGAGAAAAUCAAACUCAUGUCCAAAUGUAAUAACAGGAUCUAGUUUAGAGUUUGUAGAAUCUCAUAAUGAUCCUCAUAGUUACCUUGGAAAUACUAGUUCUUCCAUAUCCCAUUGUCCUCAGAAUCGCAGGCGAUAUUCUUGUUCUGAUACGAAAAAACAAAACGAAUCACAGCACUUGACAGACAAUGGUAUUCUGCAUGGUCAUGAUCACAGUAACAAUAGUCACUACCAUGUAUCCUCUCAUUGCAAAUCGAAUAACCACGAGCCUAAAUGUCCUCGUGCACCAUUUUCCCAACUCCAGCCUCAACGAUCCUUCUCAUCCCCAGACACACGACCUUCGAUCAUUCAACCUGACCCUACCUGCACAGCAAGGCGCCACCGUCACAGUAUCUCCGGACAGAUGAGUUAUUUCAAGCUGCUGGGAUAUAACGUUAGCAAGAAGUUGACCGGCUCGGCAAAUAGUCUCUUCAGUACUGCAGUGAUUAGUGGAUCUUCCAGUGCACCGAAUCUUAAAGAUAUGAUUCCGCCACAUGCUAUGAUACCACCACACGUUGCUGCAAUAGAAGGCUUCGGCGGCGUUCCUCCUAUAAGACCAUUGGAAACACUUCAUAAUGCAUUAUCUUUACGUCAACUGGAUUCUUUCCUUGAAAUGAUGACGGGUGCACCAUUGUUUCGAACCCCUGCUUCUUCACCACCGAAAUAUCCGUCACCAGGAAGCUUAGUCAAUCCAAGCCUUAAUGUAGGAGGCAUUAGUCGCGAGUACAACUCUUCUGAUUUGGAAGCCGUCAGAUAUAUCACACCAACUCCGAUUCAAUACAAAUCUUGUAGCGAUGGAGAUACGUGUGAUAUAAGAAAUCAACCAUCACCCACAAGUCCAAAUAGUACAGGAUGGAGCAGCGAACCACAAUCGUUCCUUUCCUCCGAACCAUCAUCUCCUGCACCAACAUCAACAGGAGAGUGCAGUAUGUCUAUAAGUUUAAUUAGUAACGAUGGAGCACCAUCGUUCAGUGGAGCACCAAAGUUUCCCACAACUCCAGGUCUUGAUCUUGAUUUUAAUGAUUUUUGUAUGAACAUCGAUCAAGAAAAUCACGAAGGUCGUGGUAGCGUAUCAUACACAGAUUAUUAUAGCAACGAGGACGGUCAAAUUCUUAAAAACUCAUCUUAUUCGAGUCCUGCUCAAAAAACGGUAGUCUCGUCGGAUGAUCUUCCCAUUGAUCCGGUUGACGAUGACGAAGAACACACGUUAACAUUGCGUCAAACUGAGGCACAGAAAAAGCAGGAUGUUAAAUUGUUAUUUGAACAAGCAGAAAAUUCUAAUACGACUAAAUCAACUGUUGGUUAUAAAAAAAUAGGAAGAUUUCGCGUUGAGAGUAUGGAAAUAUCGGACGACGAUGUUAGAAUCAAAGAGACUGGCAGUGUAUGUUCAUCUUCGGAUAAGAAUAAAUCAUUAACGUUGCCAAAAGUGGAAACUGCUAACGUGGAGAGAGGACCAACUCACAGAAGUAAAGAGACAAGGCACAAAAGGAAGCAUUUUUUACGAUCUCAAAGCGUAUCGACGCCAAAAACGAUCGUUGUUAAAUCAGAAACUAAUUUCAGUUUUAAAUCUGUCAAAUCAAAAGAAAGUUCUUUCUCAACAAUGACGGAUAAAGAUUUAGAGCAAUGGAAAUUGAGUACGAGCAAGCAGCAGGAAGAUUCUUCUACCUCAUGUACAGAAACUGAAAAAGAACCGAUAUUAACUGUGGCAAGCAGUUUAACAGAUAGUCCUAGCGUAACAAUUGGAUUUGACGUACAAGAUGAAGAAAAAGAAUAGAGUUCUUCUUUCCAAUUGAUAUUUUUUCUUAUUAAUAAGAAAAAAGAAAGUUUUCUAGAUAAUAUAUAAAGUGUGAUUAUAUUUUAUUGUUAGAUUCUACGUAUAUUUUUAAAAUGACCAUAUACGCGUGUUUUAGUAGGUUUUAAUAAUUUUUAAAUAGAAUUUGUGUUAUCACAACGAACGGAUACUGUUAUUUCAUGAACAAGUUUUUUUGUCUCGAUUUUAAAUUAAUGAAUUUUUAAAUAUACCGUGCAAAAUGUAAAAGUAAUGAAAUAUCAUCUAAUUGCACCAAUAAUAACUUAGGUAAAUGAUCGUAUAGAAAUAAUCGUAUAUAUAUAUAUAUAUAUCUAAUAAUCUCAUGAGAUAAAAAAAUCUUAAUUUAAAUUUAUAAAAACGAUUCCAUAAGUAUGUGAUAAUUAUAGACUCAAUUUUAGAUAUCGUGCGUGUUUAAAUUCUAUGUUGCAUUAGUAGAAUGACCAGUAAUUGAUUAAUGCGAAAAUAUUCAAAUACAGAAUCUCAACUAUUUCUAUAAGCUUUAAAUAUAUACAAAAGAAAAGAAAAAAUAUAUUAAUUCACGAUUAUUUUCUCGUAUGCGUAUUUACAAAUAUUUUUGUAGAAUGUAAAAAUCCUUGUGCGCGCAAAUGCUUGUAGUAGUAAUAAUAUUUUUUUUCUCGAUAUCUUGUUACUUAUCUUUUUUUUUCUUUUGUGGUAACAGGAUAUAAAUUUCCAUAUUAAGUGAGAUAAAUUUAAAAUAAUGGCGCGAGAGAAAGAGAGAGACAGAGAGAGAGAGAGAGAGAUAUAUAUGUGAAAUAAAAUAUUUUUAUUAUGAAUGUUUUAUUGCUAUAAUGUAAAGUACAAGGAUUAGAUAGUAUAAAAUAUAUAUGUACUUAAACAUAUAUUUAAAACUAUGCAAAUAUGGGGAUAGUAAAAGCAGUACAGUACUUAAUACGUACAAGAAAAUAUCUGUGAUUAGAUAGUAUGGAAUUGAUUUAAUUGUGUAUAAAUAUUAAAAGCGAUUGUAUA